This is a messenger RNA of Chroicocephalus ridibundus (black-headed gull), 2067 nucleotides long. RefSeq names its product dual specificity protein phosphatase 22-A-like. The record is from RefSeq and is a predicted model, not a curated record. Gene Ontology annotation, cellular component: cytosol. Bases 187 to 828 code for a protein of 213 amino acids. Gene Ontology annotation, molecular function: protein tyrosine phosphatase activity; protein tyrosine/serine/threonine phosphatase activity. The transcript has 8 exons. Gene Ontology annotation, biological process: signal transduction; protein dephosphorylation. NCBI's taxonomy places the organism in Eukaryota, Metazoa, Chordata, Aves, Charadriiformes, Laridae.
GAGAGAAACCUGAGCCUCGUCACAGCCCCAAAUCCUUAUUUCAUCCUCCCCUGCCUGGCACCAGACGCUCUCUUCUGUCCCCUUCAGCCGUCAGCGCAGCAGCAGAGACCUGCCGGAACAGCCUGCUGCGGGUAGCCUCGGAUACUGGGAAACUACCCAACUCCUGACCCUGAGGAGAGAAAACCCAUGGGGAGUGGAAUGAGCAAGGUUGUCAAAGGACUCUACCUUGGGAAUAUCCGCGACUCUGAGGACCGGGAAAACCUGCUGCGGAACAGGGUGACGCACAUCCUCUCCGUCCACAACAGGGCCAAGCCGGUGCUGGAGGACAUGACCUAUCUCUGUAUCUCGGCCUCGGAUUCCUCCAGUCAAAACCUGCUGCAGCAUUUUAAGGAGUGCAUCAAGUUCAUCCACGAAUGCCGGCUCGGUGGGGGAGGCUGCCUCGUCCAUUGCCUGGCUGGGGUCUCCCGCAGCACCACCAUCCUGGUGGCUUACCUCAUGACGGUGACCGAGCUCGGCUGGGAGGCCUGCCUGGCUGCCACCAAGGCCGUGAGGUCCUACGUCAGCCCCAACUUUGGCUUCCAGCAGCAGCUGCAGGAGUACGAGGCAACCUUGCUGCAGGAGUACCGCACCUGGAUCCGCCGCGACUAUGGCAGGAACCCGUUCAAGGACCAGGAGGAGCUGCAGUGCUUGCUGGCCCAGCAGGAGCAGGGGCAGAAGGAGCAGCAGCUGGGCAGCAGGGAUUGCUCCUGGCUCCGCUCUCCAGCUCCCACCUACCCGCUCCCCUACCACGCAGGUGGCACCGGCAGAAGCAGAUGGAUGAACAGAUAAGCAGCCGGCUGCUCGCAGGCAGACGUUGGCCCUGGGGCUUGGAAAACUCUGUAUUCCCUUUGCCAAGCGCCUGCGGGGAUUCAUGUCUAGGGCAGAAAGCAGCCAGCGCCGGCCUCAGCUUUGGGCUCGAGGGUUGGAGCGAGGGAGUCGGGACUCGCAGACCCUCCCCUCGGCUGCUGGCUCCGUGUAUACCCCUGGGCAAGCCGGUUAGUUGAUGACAGCGUCUUGUUCUGUCCCGUUCCCCAGUUUCCCAGUGGAUCGUGGCCACUUUUCCGUCACCCAGGGCAGCAGCAAGCCCCGUCCCUCUCUCCAGCAGCAUGGUACCCGGCAGCUCCUGCAGCAGGGCGUGGGGAUGCCAAUGGGGAGCUUGGAAAAACAGGGUGGGAUGCGAUGGGGAGAGACCACCUUGUAUUCUGCUUUGCAGUGAAGCUGGAGGCCGAUGCAACCUGAGAGGCUGCCCUGAGCAGGGGGGAUGUGUCCCGGGAUGCGGGUGUGCUGCCAAGCCCGGCUGUCACCCCGCGGGAUGGAUGGAGAGGGGCUGGAGGCUCCUGGGGCUGCAGAUGCCCCUUGCCGUGCUUGGACUUUCCUGGUCCAGCCUGUCCUUGGCAGGUGUCUGUCUGGCAUUUUCCUUAACUCCCCCCCUGCCAGGGAGGGGGGAAAUCCAGCUGUGCCGGAGGCUGCCUGUCCCCACCGCCUCCAUCCCUGGAGCCGGAGUGGUUUUGGGUUUCCCCUGUCGCCCCAUCUGAAUGUCCCCGGUUGCAAAAGCAGCCAAUUGCUCGAUUUGACUCAGUCGAAUCCCCAGACCAAUUUAACGCCGUCCCUCUCCAACAGCCUCUUUAGUAUUGAAGGAUCGUGACUACGACCCUUUUUACAUCCCAAACUCAUACCCCGUGUUUCCAAAGCGUGGCCUCGUUGCCUUCCUUUGCCAGGACUCCCCACAUCCAUCCUAAAAGGGCAGGGGGGGUCCAUCCUAAAAGGGCAGGGGGGGUCCCAACCCAUCGACGCAGCCCUUCUACAUUCAAACCUGCAAAUCUUCCACGCCAGCUUGGCCUUUUACUAUAAAUACCUUGCCCGGCUCCUCAAAAAUAUCUGUUCUGCAAUCCGUUCUGAGAAAAAAAAAAAAAAAAAGGCACUUAAAAUAUUUCUAGGAAUUCCCUUAAUGAAAAUUUCUGGGUACUCUGAGUGUGACAGCGCUGGGGGCGACUUGCCCGACUCCUAAUAAAGAGGAGAGUGAUUAAA